Molecule: messenger RNA, 975 nt
Organism: Cladophialophora bantiana CBS 173.52
Lineage: Eukaryota; Fungi; Ascomycota; Eurotiomycetes; Chaetothyriales; Herpotrichiellaceae
Exons: 1
Coding region: 1-975 (324 amino acids)
Molecular function (GO): carbon-sulfur lyase activity
Source: RefSeq, a predicted model, not a curated record
AUGUGCCACUGCAACGUAUGCCGACAUACAACGGGAUCGCUAGGUGCAUGGUAUGUGACACUCACUGGGGCGCCCAGUGAAAAGUCACUCACAUGCACCACUGCCUACAAGUCUUCCGAGAAAUAUACCCGGUAUUUCUGCAAGAAAUGCGGCUGCAACGUCUUCGUUCGCUCUGAAAGGGAUGGGAGAUGGUUGGCUUGUGCUGGCAUCUUAGAGAGAAGCGAGGAGGGUAUAGGCGAAGGGAGUCAUGUGAAAGGAAAGGGAAAUGUCACAAAUAUCAUGUGCCACUGGUACCUCGGCGACGCAGCGGAUGGUGGCAUCGCGCCAUUCCUCACGAAGCUCGGCGACCGCAAUGUCCCCUGCUAUAGGACCGAGCCAAGCAUCGAAGACAAUGGUCCCUUGAAGGAGGGCGACCUUCUACAACUCCAGGAGACGUCGCUGACUCGGCCGUCCUCAUCGCCCAGUAAAGGCCAAAUGAUUAAAGUCUCUUGCCACUGCGGUGGGUGUCAACUCCUCAUUGCCUCACCGCCGUAUACUUCCACCAGUGAAGGGUGGUUUGUACCUAAAAAGGAUCGCGGCAAAUACUACGCUCGCCUCUGCUGCUGUCGGUCUUGCCGCCUGACAUUAGGCUUCACCCUGCAGCCAUGGACGUACAUACCUCCAUCACAAUUCUUCACCCUGGACAAUGAACCAAUCGUUUUCGGGCCCCUGACAAAAGAAACGAGACAGAUUGACAAGCUCAGCCACUAUCAAUCCUCGGAGUUUGUGGUACGGAGUUUCUGCUCUGUAUGCGGGGCGACAAUCUUCUACCAGAGUUUUGAGAGACCAUAUAUCAUUGAUCUGAGUGUUGGUGUUUUGAGGUCGAAGAUGGGAAAUACGAUGGCUGGGGAGUGGUUGGAUUGGGAUAGGGAGAUUGUGAGCAAGAGGGAUGAGGCUAUUGAUGAAGCGUUAGUAGAGGCCUGGCUUAGGAAAUAA